AAUAGUAGUAUAGAUUACAACCCAAAAAAAAAAAAAAGGACAAUGCUUGCCUUGGUUAGGAGGUUGAGAAUCCACAUGAACAAGAAUCUAAUAAAGCAAUUAGGAGGUUUUGAUUGACAUGACGAUCAUCUUCCAAAGUUCAAACUAGUGCCAGAGAGAGAGAGGAGUUGAUAGAAUAGUGAUUUUGGAAUCCAUAAUUCCAUGGAAGCUGUUACACAACUUACAGAUGCCAUACAAAAGUUAGAAAACAAUAUGUCAGGUGAAUGGAAGACGAGGCUUGGAGAAUUGAGGAAGCAAUACAGUGAGUUAUUAGCAGGAUACCAAUUCAAUGAGUCGAGUUUUACUGACGAUUUUCGAGAAGAAGUCUUGCCCCUUGCUCACUCUGUGGAGGCAGACGCAUUUUCAAUCCUCUGUAGAAGAGAAAAGAAAAUGAGCGGUUUCCUGGGACUUUUCAACUCUUUGAUGAACAAGGCUAUGGAUGAGAACAUAUCUAAUCGCAAAAUCAUAGAGAAACUCUUUGAAGGAGAAAGCAAACUUAAGCAAAAAUUUUGUUUAGUUUUUUGUCAUGUAGAGCUAGAGGGAAAAAAGGUUCACAGAGUAUACAAUUUGGGUGGCUUCGUAUCAAUUUUGGGCGAUGAAGGACCUACCAAAACAACCGUUGCAAGAAAAAUAUACGAAGCAGCUAAGGAUCAGAACAAGUUUGAAAUCUGUGCUUGGGUUACUGUGCUUCCGAAACACGAUAUGCACAAUAUCUACACAACCAUAGCCGAACAACAGGAUUGGCGGUUGGCACGUACUCAUUUGGGAGUAGAGAUUGAGGAACUCCACAAUCUGAGUUUGGAAGAUUUGAUUUCGAAAGUGAAUCAAUGGUUGAAGAGUUGCUCGUUUAUCGUAGUCUUCGAUGGCUGUGACAACUUCUCAUCGAGAAUCAUCCUCAGAUGUUUAAGUCUAUUUGUGAUGGGGACAAAAGGAACAGAGUGGAGUACAGUCAUAUUCACCACCAGCAAUGCACAAAUGUCAGAUGUUACAAGGGUUAUUGAAGUAGUUAAAAGGCCUAUAAGUUUUCAAGAAGGCUGGGAAUUGUUGACCAACACCUACGCAAAGGAGGAAAAGGAUAAACUUGAACAAGUAGGUGCAGCCUCAAUUAACCAAACAGAGAAAGAACUUCUCAUGGGAAUCGUCGGGGAAAUGUCUACACAUUUGCCUCAAGCAACCACCAUGUUGCCUCCUUUACAUAUCACCAACAAGUUAAGGCUCAAGGAGGAAUCAAGUUAUACAGUUUCAGUUUCAGCACUAACAAGCUGGGAUCGGCAAUAUCAAUUGCUGUCUCCAAGGAUGAGGCUUUGUUAUCUUUAUAUGGGGCUUUUUCCCGAAGAAUAUGAGAUCCCCAUUAGAAGAUUAUUCAAGCUAUGGAUUGCAGAGAGACUGGUAAUACCGGAUUUGAAGUCUUCAGAGACCACUACUCUUAUUCCUGAAGAUUUGGCAAUGAGUUAUCUAAUGAAACUUAAAGAAAGUCAAAUGAUAUCUCUUAAGUAUAAAAAUGAACGCCCCAAGACGUGCAGUAUACCAUCAGGAGAUAUGUACAAAUUCUUCUCAAGAAAGGCCAUGGAUCUUGGAACUUUUUAUGUCCAUAAGUCGGCCGAAGACCCGCGUCCCAAGUUCAGUGUUGCACGGCUUGCACAACAUGAUCAUGGCAUCGAGCUCUAUCCUCCCACUUCAGCUGAUCCACAUUCCACUUCAAAUGAUAAACAUUACAUGCAACACCUUCGUUCUUACAUAUCUUUUAAUACCAGAAAGCGGGAUACACCAGCACAAGAGGUAGGUGAUUUUCUUGAUAAACUUGUUGCUAAAAGAGGAUUUGGAUUGCUUAGAGUGCUUGAUCUUGAAAAUGUUUACAAACCAAAGUUACCAGAAGAGACACUUGAAAAACUCUUCUUGCUUGCUUACUUGGGCUUGAGGUGGACCUUUUUGGAUUCACUUCCUGAUUCAGUUGGUGCCCUGCAAUACUUGGAGACUUUAGAUGUCAAACACACUAAUAUUACGACUUUGCCAACUACCAUUUGGAAGGCAAAGAGCCUCAGACAUCUCUAUAUGAACCAAGUUCACUUCGACACGUCCAAUAAGAAAGGCUUUAUUAAUAGUUUAACCAAUCUGCAGACGUUGUGGGGGCUGUCUAUAGGAAGCAACAGUCAUGUGGUGAAAUGGUUGAGCAAGUUAAGUAGCCUCAGAAAAUUGGGUUUGACCUAUGUUUACCAUCCUAAAACAGCAGAGGAAAUAGCUAACUGGGUUUCGAAACUUACCAAUCUUCAAUCCUUGAGGCUGAGAUCCCUUGAUCAAUCUGGCAAACCUUCAUGCCUCAAGUUGCCAGACAUGGGAGAUCUUGCCAAGCUCUCUGAGUUGUAUUUGGUGGGCGUCUUAUCAAAUUUUAAAUCAAUGUCUGAGAUUAAGUUUCACCCAAGUUGGAAAUCCUCACUUUGACAGGGUCUCAAUUACAGAACGAUUACCUGCUGCAAAAGCUGGGAGAGCUAUCCAAUCUUAAGUCCCUCAAGUUUUAUGGACAUUCAUAUUCUGGCAGUCAAAUUAUCAUCGACACCAAGCAAUUCGCACAACUAGCUGUGAUCAAACUGUGGGUGCUGGAGAAACUGGAGAUUUUGGAAAUCAAGGGAGGAGAAAUGCCCAAUCUUAAAGAAUUAAACAUCAGAUGCUGUCAUAAUCUGAAAGAAAUUAAAGGACAGAAGCAACAUUCAUAUUCUGAUGGUCAAAUUAUCAUCGACACCAACCAAUUCCCACGACUAGCUGUGAUCAAACUGUGGGAGCUGGAGAAACUGGAGAUUUUGGAAAUCAAGGGAGGAGGAAUGCCCAAUCUUACAGAAUUAAACAUCAGAUGCUGUCAUAAUCUGAAAGAAAUUAAAGGACAGAAGCAACAUUCAUAUUCUGAUGGUCAAAUUAUCAGCGACACCAACCAAUUCCCACAACUAGCUGUGAUCAAACUGUGGGAGUUGGAGAAACUGGAGAUUUUGGAAAUCAAGGGAGGAGCAAUGUCCAAUCUUAAAGAAUUAGACAUCGGAUGCUGUCAUAAUCUGAAAGAAAUUAAAGGACAGAAGCAACAUUCAUAUUCUGAUGGUCAAAUUAUCAUCGACACCAACCAAUUCCCACAACUAGCUGUGAUCAAACUGCGGGAGUUGGAGAAACUGGAGAUUUUGGAAAUCAAGGGAGGAGCAAUGUCCAAUCUUAAAGAAUUAGACAUCGGAUGCUGUCAUAAUCUGAAAGAAAUUAAAGGACUGAAGCAGCUGGCUGGUGGCUUGAAGACAAUGACCUUAACAAGUAUGCCUGCAGAUUUUGUUCAAAGAGUAACAAGUGAAGUGGACAAAAAACAGUUAGCUGUUGCUUCCAGGACUUGCCGACAUACACAAUCGGUAAAUGCAACAAACUGAUCAGGGAGGAAAAGAAGAACACAUCGACAGAGCUUGGAGCCUGGAGGGAAUUUCAAAUAUGGUUUGAGUUUCUAAUUUCUAUGUAUUUUUUCCAUCCUAUGUGUGAAUGAGUUGUGUUAUGACCUAUUGUCUCUUGUAAUAUAUUUUCUGUUGUAUUGUUGUGAGAGUGUUAUGCAUAAUAAAAUUCGAAAAAGACAAAAAUAAAUAAGAUAAAA
Molecule: messenger RNA, 3649 nt
Organism: Ziziphus jujuba (common jujube)
Lineage: Eukaryota; Viridiplantae; Streptophyta; Magnoliopsida; Rosales; Rhamnaceae
Product: disease resistance protein RPM1
Exons: 2
Coding region: 202-2478 (758 amino acids)
Biological process (GO): defense response to other organism
Molecular function (GO): ADP binding
Source: RefSeq, a predicted model, not a curated record